Mucor mucedo is the source of this 903-nucleotide messenger RNA. Its product is annotated as 14-3-3-like protein. The transcript is spliced from 5 exons. Gene Ontology annotation, cellular component: cytoplasm. The coding region runs from base 63 to 827 and encodes 254 amino acids. NCBI's taxonomy places the organism in Eukaryota, Fungi, Mucoromycota, Mucoromycetes, Mucorales, Mucoraceae. The record is from RefSeq and is a predicted model, not a curated record. Gene Ontology annotation, biological process: signal transduction.
UAUUAUUAUUAGAAUCUCUUUUUAUUAAAUCUUAAUCUUUGUUUUUCUUAAAAAAAAAAAAAAUGGCUACUGAACGCGAAAAUAAUGUCUACAUGGCCAAGCUUGCCGAGCAAGCCGAGCGUUACGAUGAAAUGGUCCAAUUCACUAAAGAAGUUGCCAAGAUGGGCAUUGAGUUAACUGUCGAAGAACGUAACCUUUUAUCUGUCGCCUACAAGAAUGUGAUUGGUGCUCGUCGUGCCUCUUGGAGAAUUGUUUCAUCUAUCGAGCAAAAGGAAGAAAGCAAGGGUAACUCCACUCAAGUUGAUAAGAUCAAGGCUUAUCGUCAAAAGAUUGAGAACGAACUCCAAGAUGUUUGUCAAGAUAUUUUAAACGUUUUGACUGAUGAUUUGAUCCCUAAUGCUCAAGGUGGUGAAUCCAGAGUCUUCUAUUAUAAGAUGAAGGGUGAUUAUCAUCGUUACCUUGCUGAGUUCCUUACUGGCGAUGCCCGUAAGAAUGCUGCCACUGAAGCUCAUGACGCCUACAAGAACGCUACAGAAGUCGCUCAAACCGAAUUAGCUCCUACUCAUCCUAUCCGUCUUGGUCUCGCCUUGAACUUCUCUGUCUUCUACUACGAAAUCCUCAACUCUCCUGAACGUGCCUGUCAUCUCGCUAAGCAAGCAUUCGAUGAUGCUAUUGCUGAACUUGAUACCCUUUCCGAAGAAUCUUACAAGGACUCUACUCUUAUCAUGCAAUUAUUAAGAGAUAACUUGACUUUGUGGACCUCUGACUUGCAAGAUGAAUCCGAUAAGACCGAGAACAAGGCUGAAGAUGCUGAAGAGUCAAAGUAACUUUUUUUUUUUCUAAAUACAAAACAAAUCCCCAUAUCAAAUUAUUAAAGUAAUAAAAACAAAAAUAUAAACCUAA